This is a messenger RNA of Rotaria sp. Silwood2, 1209 nucleotides long. The record is from the annotation of a GenBank genome assembly. Lineage: Eukaryota; Metazoa; Rotifera; Eurotatoria; Philodinida; Philodinidae.
AUGUUUUCAUCACAACAUAUUCUAUUAACCAAUGGAUUGACUCUUUUUGGUUUAUGUUUUGUUAGUCUUGUUGGUGAUUGUUUAUGUUUUGGUCGACCUCUAUCAAUUUAUACUGUUCCAAAUAUUUAUCUUCGUUCUCUAACUGAUAAUCUAACACACGGAUUAAUUAGUGUUUUUGCUACAAGUUUUCUAUUUGGUUGGACUCAACGUUCAUUAUUAAUUAUUGCAUUUUUAGCUGGUUGUUUUAUUGAUAUUGAUCAUUUUAUUGAAGUACAUUCAUUAUCAUUAAAUCGCGUAUUAAAUAGUCAACGACAAGAUCGACCUUUUCUUCAUAAUAGUCUUUUUUUGUUAACGAUUACUUUCGUUGCUUAUGGUUUUGAAUAUUUUCUAUGUCGAAAUCAACAUAGUUAUUAUUCAAUAAUAUUUUUUCUUGGUUGGUCAACGCAUCAUUUAAGAGAUGCUCAAAGACGUGGUUUAACUUUAUUACCAUUGGGAGAAACUUCACCUAUUUAUCAUUAUUUACCUAUUAUGUGUUUUGUAUUAGUAACUAUGAAAUUAACUCAUAUGUUGAAAUCCCUUACUCUUCAUAAUUUACAUUUAAUUCAAGUUUUUCCAGAAAAUAUCUAUUUCAUUGAAGGUUUGAAAUCAAUAUGGUUUGAAAAUUGUAUUAAUAUUCAUUUUCUUCUAUCUUCUAUUGCUAAACAAUCGUUAAAAAAUGUUAUAUUACGUCAUUCAACAUGUGAUCGUGCUAUAUUAACAACUUUUCUUGAUCAAUUGGAUACACUUCGCUAUCUAGAUUUGACUUCAUUACAAAUUAUUAAGUCAUCAAAUCAUAUCAAUGAACGAUUAAAUCUACCAUCUAAAUUAAAAAUCUGUAGCUUAAAUAAUACAAUAUUAAAAUUCUGUUCUUCUCUGCCUCAUAUAUCAUUACGUUCACUUGAAUUAAUCGAUGUUAAUGUUGAUUUAUUAUCAAUUGUUCUCAAUACAUUUCAAUCACUAAAAAUAGUGUGUCUUUUUUUUACAAGUAAAAAUCCUUCAUUAUUAUCAAUAAUUAAUCAUCUUCAACAAGAUCAAUAUUUUAAAUUAUUAAUUCAUUUUCAUUUACUAUUCAUUGAUGAUGAUGAAAAACAAUCAUUGCCAUCGAAUAUUUUAAUAAUGCCAAUAAAAAAUUCUCUAUCUUGUUUUCGUUAUCAAAAUCUAAUUGAAUAG